Molecule: messenger RNA, 1303 nt
Organism: Lymnaea stagnalis (great pond snail)
Lineage: Eukaryota; Metazoa; Mollusca; Gastropoda; Lymnaeidae
Source: the annotation of a GenBank genome assembly
AAAAAGUUUGCUGGAAGUGGAAUAAAUAACAAAAAUUUCAUGUUCAUGAAAAAUACAGAGACCAUUGAAGUAAAAUUAUCAGAGGAGCCAUUAUGUGUUGAUAAAGCAAAGAAACCUCCUGUUACAUCACUCAAAGCUACUUUUUCUGCUACACCACUCUACAAGGCCAAUGAAAGCAUGUCCCAUAUUCAGGGUCAUGCUGUGCCACACAUAAAUAACUCAAUACCGCUGUCAUCUUUCAGCCUAUUUGCAGGUGAUUCUGAACUUGGUACCAGUUUUAGUCAUCCUCAGUCAGAUACCUCACAGGCAAGCAACAAUUUAACUUUCUCCCAUCACCAACAGCCUGGUCGUGGCUAUGACCUAACACUAACAAACAAAGCCAAGGCAACCCCAGGUGUGUCCUUUCAAAAUAAAAUGAAAAAUGACACACAAAUGUUUUCCCUGAACAGUAGACAGAAGAAUGAUGAAAAAUUGGGUCAAAAUCAGAAAGUCAUUAAUGAGGUUUCUUGGAAAGUGACUCAGAAGAAAAAAACUUUAACAAAGCAAUUAAGAAAAGGUUGCUCAGAAACAUGCAGGAGAAAAUGUAAUCAAGUUGUUUCCCAAGCCAUUAGGGAAGAGCUUUUCAGUGAGUUUUGGCAACUUGAGAAUGAUACGUGUCGUAGAGAAUAUAUACUGACAAUUGUAAAUAAAGUCCCCAAGAAGAGCAAUAGAACUACAGAGAGCAGAAGGGGCUGCACCAUAGAAUGGAGUGUGCCACUAAAUGGAGCACUUGUUAUUGUUUGCAAGAAAUUCUUUCUAGACACUUUUGAUAUAAGUGAAAAUUUUGUGAAGACUGUACACGAUAAAAUUGAACGAAAUGCUGAUUCAAUGGCUGACAUGAGAGGAAAACAUGGAAAACGCUCAGUGGUUUUUGCAAAAGAAGAGAAGGAGAUGGAAAAGUUUAUUAAGUCGUUGGCCAUUUAUAAAGCUGUUCGAUGUGUCAGGUGCAAUACUGAUUUUCCUCGUUGGUGUCUUGAAAGUUCCUUGUCUUUAAAUCAGCUGUAUAAGGAGUAUGCAAAUGAUAGAAAACAACAGGGUGUGAAGCCGGCUUGUAAAACAUCCUUCAAAAAUCUGUGUGCCAAGAAAUUUAACUUAAAAUACAACUCUGGUGUGGAAAAUAUUUGUGAAUUAUGUUCGCUUGCAUCAACAGCUGUUAAUGAAUAGCAAAUAUUGUGAAUGAGGUGCGACCAAACCUGAUAACAUUUCAGAGGUGGCGCCAAAAAAAAAAGCAUUUAAGUCUUUAAAGACUUCCUUUCUAGUUGCA